CCACUUGGAUUCCAGGUGAGAGGGGAGGGGAGAGAACGUCUCCACCCCUCAAUGACAAGCAAAAAGAGAGAGAGAGAGAGAAAAAAAGUCAGCCGGGGGGGUUAAUGUUUUAAUAGCGAGGAAGGAAAGGCAGCGGUGGAGGCAGCUUUGCUGAUCUUGAUCAUUGUCUCGGUUUCUUUCAUCCUGUAACUUACCUGAAACCAACUCAAGAAUAGGAUAGCCUUCCCAUCUCCAUAAGAAGAGAACGUCAGUGAAGUGGAUACCAUUCUGAAUUUGGACUGUACAACAUUUAUUUCAUUUCUUACGCAUAAGGCAAUGUAUUCUGUCCCCCUUUUCUUCAUUAUUUUGUCAUGAUACCAGAAAUAAGACAGGACCCUUGCAAGCUCAGGCCUCUCGCCCGUUUUCCUUGAUCCUGUGAAAGUUCGGUCCCUGUCGAUCUCUACGCCUCCCUCCUCACCUCUGACAACAGGAUGCAAUUUGGAGCAGAAACCUUCCUUUGGCUGACAAUCUGUUUAUGGACAAACCUUCCCUCCUGCGAUUCUCAACAGUGUCCGAGAGAGACAGAACACUUCGACUUCAACGUACGCUACAACAUGACCAGCUUCGAUGCAGGGCGUCCUAUCCAGAAUAUCGUGGUGUACGAUUUGGAUCCGAAGAGUAUCUACCUAGCUGUGAGAAACUGGCUGUAUGCAUUAAAUGUAACCCUUGAAAAGGCGUCUGAGCUGCGGAUGGGUCCAGUUGGCAGUCCAGAAUGUAAAGUUUGUAAUAUUUGCACCACUAAUUGGGAACCAGCAGGGGGGUUGGAAGACAAUAACAAUGAGGUCCUUGUGUUCGAUACAUUUGAUCCAUUCUUGUAUAACUGCGGAAGUUCUCAACACGGCAUCUGCUACCUUCACAACAUGGAGCGUGGAGAUUUCAGUGAAGUAAAUUGUCUAUUCAAAGAGGGAAACAACAGGCCUGACCAUUGUCCUGACUGUGUGGCGAGCCCAUUGGGAACCCAGGUGCAUGUCCGCACAGAGUCAUUUGUCACUUAUUUUUUCAUUGGUGCCACACUCAAUAGUUCAGUGGCAAAAGCGUACAGUCCGAAAUCAAUAUCAAUGAAGCGUUUGCUGGAAUCCUUGGAUGGGUUUGAACUUCCUUCUCAAAACAAGUCUUCAUUGACUGUCCUGAAUGAAUUCCUUGACACCUAUCCUAUAGAUUAUGUUUACUCUUUCAGCACUGAAGAUUACAUCUAUUUUCUAACCGUCCAGAAGGACAGCACGAGUUUGAAAAGCUCAUACCAGACAAGAGUUGCCCGCCUGAAGCAUGGCGAGUAUGAGGUGGGGAAUUACCGCGAGCUGGUUCUGGAAUGCCAGUAUGAGCCCAGACGGAGACGAAGAACAGCCGCUGGGGAGGAGACCUGGUACAAUAUAUUGCAAGCCGCUUACCUGGCCAAACCGGGUGCACAUCUUGCCAAGGAGCUGGGUGUUUCUCAAAGUGAUGACGUGCUGUUUGGGGUUUUCGCAAAGAGUGAUCCCCAGAGCAAAGACGUGAGGAGCAGGUCAGCCCUGUGCACCUACCCAGUCAAAAUGAUUGAUAAGUUCAUCAAAGAAGGGAUGGAUGACUGUUGUAUGGGAUCAGAGGAACCUCCGAAGAGGGGGCUGGAAUUCUACCAGCAGGUGGAGUACUGCCCUUCGGAAUGGCAGAGAAAGUGUUGGGACAAACCAACCAAGACCUCGCAAGCUCUCAACCGAAUUGAUCGAUUUGAUGGAGAGCUGGAUGACACCAAACUGACUUCCAUCGUUGUAUCAGUGAUAGGCAACUACACAGUGGGUCACCUUGGAACAGCUGAUGGAAGAAUCUUACAGGUGAUCAUUCAACGAUCAUUUAAACCACAUGCGAAUUUCAGCUUGAGUGAGACAGAUCCAGUUUCUCGAAAAGUUGCCCGCUUGGAUGACUCCGUGCUGUUUGUUACUGGCUCGAAGGUGACUAAAGUACCAGUUGACGGACCAGGCUGUCAACACUUCCUGACCUGUAAAUCAUGUCAGAUUGCACCUUCCUUCAUGAAAUGUGGUUGGUGUGAGGGGUCCUGUACCCGGCAACAGGAAUGUCAGAAGAAGUGGUUGCCAGAUACGUGUACACCUGUUAUUGUUGAGUUUCAACCCAAAAGUGCUCCUGUCGAUGGCGAGACCAUGCUAACACUAUGCGGCCGGGAUUUCCAAUCUCCACAUGGGCCGCCAAUAACACCAGCCUCCCAUGUGGUUCAAGUGGGAAACCGGCCUUGCAAAGUCAUCCCUAAAAGCAGCAAUGCCAGGACGUUGACAUGUAAACUGGAAAUCACUGGAAAGCCUCAGCCCGUCAAUUCGACCGCCAUCAAGAUCACCAUUCGAGAGGCAAGUCAUAACGGGGAGUUCGUCAUCAGUGGAUCCACCUCCCUCUCUGGAUUUGAAUUUGUGGAACCUAUUAUAACUCGGGUGACUCCAACAUAUGGCCCUCAAGACGGUGGGACCUUGGUCACAUUCCUGGGGAAACAUCUGACAGUUGGCAAUGGACAGAAAGUGACAAUUGGUGGGAAAGACUGUCUCAUAAAGAGCAAGAAUAGCACUUGUAUCGAAUGCAUAACUCCAAAAAUGGAUUUGUUGAAGGAAGAGCCUCCUGUUGUGGUGAUAGACUCUGCGAAGGUAACAGCUAAGGGAAACUUCAAGUUCCAGUACCGAAAGAACCCUGUUAUUAACAGCAUCUCCCCAAGCUGCAGCACCCAGAGUGGCCUCAACAUCACCAUCAGUGGUACCAAUCUGAACUCUGUUUAUCAACCGAAACUAGUAUUUACCGACGACAAAAAUGAUACAUUUGUAAAGUUAUGUAACCCGCCACCAGUGUCUUCUGAGACUAUGACGUGUGAAACCCCUUCAAUUGAGGAUGAGGAAGUGGAAGGAAAGCUCACAGUGAUUAUGGAUGGUGUGCAGAACCUGAAGACAUUUGAGGUCGAGUACAAGGAAGACUAUGAGGUCUUUCCAUUUGAUGAUGAGCAUUAUAUAUACAAGCUAACCAAGGACCAAGAUGAAAUUGAGUUCAAACAUGCAAAGUUGUUCGAUCUGAAGAACUGUCUGAAUGUGACCCUUUUGGUAGGAGACAUGACUUGUGAACCAAAGAUCCUAGUGCAAGAGAUCACCUGCACUGUUGAAACUGAAAGGAUCCCAAGUGAAGGGCUUCCAGUCAAGCUCUGGGUGAAUAAUGUGGAGAAGGACAUUGGGUACGUCAUCUACGUCGAAGAAAGUCUUGGAACCAUUUUGGGAAUUAUCAUUGGCAUUAUUGUGAUUUUGUUGGUGGCAUUGAUUUUUGUGGCCAUCCUGUUGAUAUACAGGAAGAAAAAUAGAGAUCAUGCAGACUUACUGAACCGUUUGGAGGCAUCGGUGAAUAUGAUAUCUCUCAAUGCAGUCCCACCUGCUCCCAGCGACUACAGGGAUUCUCGUCUCAGUCCCAACACAACGUCUGGGUCCAGUGGAAUCACAUUUCGAGGCUAUAAAGGCAGCGCUGACUGUGCAGCGAUCCCCUUGUUAAGUCCUAAAGAAAUCCAACCACAAAACCUGAGGCCGGAGCUACUGGAAGAAGUAAAAGAUAUUCUGAUCCCUCAAGAAUGUUUAACUGCUUACAUGGACCAGGUGAUUGGAAAAGGACAUUUUGGUAGUGUUUACCAUGGGCUGUACAAAGACCAGAAUAAGAAAGAAAUCCACUGUGCUGUGAAGUCUCUGAAUAGAAUUUCAGAUGUUGAAGAGGUGGAACAGUUUUUGAAAGAAGGGAUUAUCAUGAAGGAUUUUCACCAUGAAAAUGUUCUAUCUUUGCUCGGAAUUUUCCUUCCUAAGGAAGGGUUACCGUUGGUAGUAUUACCGUAUAUGAAGCAUGGAGACCUUCGGCAUUUUAUUCGUCAGGAAAGCCGGAAUCCAACAGUGAAAGACUUAAUAGGCUUUGGGCUACAGGUUGCCAAAGGAAUGGAAUACCUCGCACUAAUGAAAUUUGUUCAUAGGGAUCUUGCAGCAAGAAACUGCAUGCUGGAUGAGACCUAUGUGGUGAAGGUGGCAGACUUUGGAAUGGCACGGGAUGUGUUGGACAAAGAGUAUUAUAGCAUUCAGGACCAUCGGAAGGCCAAGCUCCCUGUGAAAUGGAUGGCACUUGAAAGUCUGCAGACUCAAAAGUUCACAACUAAAUCAGAUGUGUGGUCAUUUGGAGUGUUGAUGUGGGAGCUAUUGACUCGAGGGGCACCACCCUAUCCGGAAAUCGACCCUUAUGACAUUACAAGAUUUUUGUUAAAGGGACGAAGAUUGCCUCAACCCGAAUAUUGUCCGGAUGAGCUGUAUAGCAUUAUGCUGCACUGCUGGGAUCCAAAACCUGAAAUGCGACCACAAUUUACUGAAAUUGUCUAUGAAAUUCAAGCGAUUCAAUCCAUGUUACAAGGAGAGCACUACAUCAACUUGCAAGUAAAUUAUGUGAAUUUAGGGAAUGACCAGCCCUACCCUGCAGUCGACACUACUGAUGAUGAGCAAGACCUGGAUUCAGACUGAAUGCGUUUUGCUGCACGUGAUAAUACUUCUGUUCAUAUGUUGACUUGAAUUUCAGGAGAAUGCUAUCUCUAAGCACAACGGAAGCCAUUCCUGCAGUCCAGCUACUAUUUCUCCCCUGUGUUUUCCCUCCGGUAACCUGUCUCUGCUAAUUCCUGUGGUCAGUGCAAACAGUUUAUGGGUGCCCAAGUGGUCAGUUGCAACUUUGCAACCAACAGUUCUGUGCAAAUCCAGGCAAUGACGAUUUUCUUAAAGGCCGAGUAAAGGUUUUUAUCGACUACAACUUCUAUUGAUGUGGCAUCAAGAUGUUCAAAGGCAGUUCACAGGAGCACGGUCAAUAAAAUUUGACACCGGGCCACGUAAGGAGACGUGAAGGGAGAUAGCGAAAAGCUUGUUCAGAGUAGGUUAUAGGGAGUAUCUUAAAGAGGAAUGAGGUGUAACAAGGCAAAGCAUGUUGGGGAGGGAAUUCUAGAGCUGGGAGUGAAGUGCUUAAAAUUGAGAAUGCUCCUGUGACCAGAGCAUGAAAAGUGCACACAUCUCGGAUACUGGCAGAACUUUCAGGGAUAGAAAGGAAGGGAAUCCAUAGAGGGGUCUGAAAGCACAAAGGCACUUUUAAAAACAAGUCAGUGCUUAACUGGAUGCCUAUGUAAGUCAUCAGUGCACCACAUUAUCCUCAGGAACGUAAGAGUUGGUGAGAUGACACAGUGCAGAAGAGGCCCUUUGGCCCAGUGAGACGGUUCUUACUGAUGGCAACAUGUCGUGAGAAGCCAUUGCAGUCUCCUCUCCCCUGGAUUCACAACCAGCGAAGGGGCUUUGCUGAAAGGAGGAAUUAUGAAAUGAUGCUCUCAGGGUAAGGUGGAUGUUUUUCAAUUAAUAAUAAUAGAAAGGAAUAAGCCUUAUUGGUGCCAGUUGCAUGCAUCCAAACUGCAAUGCAAGGGAAAACAAAUACAGAGUUCUGUUCAAAGAUAUGGCUUCCAUUCAUUUCUUGUUGAAAUUUAGUUGAUUGUUCUGUGCAAGCAGUGAGGAAUGAAACAUUCCAUCAAUCAUCUUGCCUUGACAAAACGUUUUGUAGAUAAGUUAAAAAGUUCUGAGGUUAAAAGUACGAUCAUGCCAGUAACAAGCUGUUAUUCUUUCUACCACCAUACUGUGUUAGCUAUUCAUGAAAUUGGAAAUCAUAGAAUACCUACAAUGUGGAAGCAGGCCAUUCAACCCAUCGAGUCCACACUACCCAGACCCACCCCAUCUCUGUAACCCUGCCUUCCCCAUGGCUAAUCCACCUAGCCUGCACAUUAUGGGCAAUUUAGCACAGCCAAUUCACCUAACCUGCACAUCUCUGGAUUGUGAGAGGACACCAGAGCACACCCACAUAGACACGGGGAGAAUGUGCAAACUUCACACAGAUAGUCGCCCCAAGGGCGGAAUCAAACCCAGGUCCCCGGUACUAUGAGGUAGCAGUGCUAACCACUGAGCCACUGUGCCACCACUGUGGCUGCAUUAGGGAGAGGCCAUUCACCAGGAACAUUUAAGAAAGCAGAAUCUAACAUUUGCAUUCACUUUGCUUUCCUAAUUUGCUGGACCUUUGCACUACAGUGAUUAAGGGGUGACUGAUGUAUUAUUGACCCUCCGCUUCUAGUCUUCCUGCCACUGUAUGCACACACACAGGACCUUGUGGCCCCUUGAGCCAGCUCUGCCCUUCAAUAAGGUCAUAGCUGAACUGUUUAUGUUCCAAACUCCACAAACUCCUGAAAAUCCUGCCAAACAGGUAUCUGUCUUAACCAUGUUAAAUGAUCCCUCUCGCCCCUGAAGCCGAGAGUUCUAAAGCCUCAUGAGCCACUGGGAGGGAAACAAAGAUCUCCUCACUCCUCGUCUGAAAGGGCAAUCUUUAAUGUGAAAAUGGUGCCAUUAAGCUAGAGCCCAGCCCAGGUGAGGAGACAUCUUCUUUGUCGAAUGUGCACUCUUCAGUCAGGUUAUCCCCCCACCCCCCAAAACAAACACAGGUAGACUCCAAUGGAAGCAAGUCAACCUAUCCCCAAGACAAGCUGCUCAUCCUGUCUAACUUUCAUUUCCAUUCCCUGCAUAAUAUGGAUAUCAAACAGUGGAAAGCUCUGGGAUUUUAUCUCAUGUGAGCAGACAAGGAAUUAUUGACAGGGUAAAACAUUUGCAGUGUGUCCAAACCCAGUGAACCUGAGCUUGCAUGAAUAUUGCCACUUGAAGAAUGAAAUGAACAAGUCCGUGUGUCUAUCAUUUCCCCACAAUCUGCAUGUUCAAUCCCUGCUAUGAGACCAGUGUUUGGCUGGUUAACUUGCUGCUCAAUUCCUUGUCAGUUUGAGUAAUGAAUAUUCUCGAGCUUCAGGCUGGGAAAUAGCCAUUUAGCCCAACAGAGUUAAUCCCUACAGGAGUCUAAUAUAGCAUCUAACUACAUUUGCAACACCCCAAUGCUUAAUUGUAUGGCUUGCUACACCCUGUCUGAUUGUUGAUCACUGUUUCAAUGAAUGCUCCUGGAAUGUCUGCUUUGAAUUUGCUUCUCACUUCAUUCAUCUUGGCAUCUUCUGACAUUCCUGAUGAAGGGCUUAUGCUCAAAAUGUCAAUUCCCCUGCUCUUUGAAUGCUGCCUGACUGGCUGUGCUUUUCCAGUACCGCACUCUUCGACAUCUUCUCUCAUAGACUAGAAUCCCUACAGUGUGAAAACAGGCCAUUCGGCCCAUCGAGUCUACACCGACCCUCCAAAAACCAUCCCACCUAGACCCUCCCCCAACCUCACAUCCCUUUAACCCUGCAUCUCCCAUGGCUAAUCUACUUGGCCUGUACAUCCCUAGACACUAGGGGCAAUUUAACACAGCCAGUCUACUUAAUCUGCAUAUUAUUGGACUGUGGGAGGAAUCUGGAGCACCAAGAGGAAACUCACACAGACAUGGGGAGAACGUGCAAGCUCCACACAGACAGUUGCCCAAGACUGGACUCAAACCUGGGUCCCUGGCACUGUGAGGCAGCAGUGCUAACCACUGAGCCACUGGGCUGUCCCCUACUGCACCUGCUGCUUACUUUGAUGUACAGUUUUUUUCCUGUGCCAUAUACUUAAUGCAUCAUAUUAAGGAUCACCAUUGACUGCUUUCUAUCUAGAUGGUACAAUGCCUGAUUAAUUCAUUAAUAUUGACACGAAAUCAAUUUAAAAGCUCAUCUCUGCACAUUCUCCAAUGCAGUUUGUGCUGGGUAUAUACAUUGGAACUAAGUUCACACUUAAAACACUUAAAACAAUAGCCACAGUUUAAUUCACUUGCACCAAAUGUUAACUCCUUUGCCAGCAGAUGCUUAACUGAACAAAUCUGAGCAGUUUAUCUGCAGUUAUGACCCCAGUAAAUCAACCUAAAAAAGAUGUGUGAAACAUUAGAUUUUGGAUCAUAGCUUUUGAAAAAUUGCUGCUGUCUCCAGAUUUAGCUGGACAACGGGUUGAUUGGACUGUGUUCGGCAUUAGAAAUGUGAAUAAUUGCAGAAGUGCUUUGUAUUUAAAUGUUCUGCCUUAUUGUGUGGAAUUGGAGUGAAUGAGAAGUAGUUUGAACUAUUCAGAUUCUAAGAAUGGAUGAGAAUUAUAUUUAGAAUCAAGUCCACCUUUACCUGGAGUUGAUGGGAUUAAAAAACAAAUUGUACAUCUGGUGAAAUUUUCUAAUAGUGAAACGUGUACAGGCUGCUACCAAGCAGCAUUUAUUUUUGUAAAUUUUUGUAUUUUUUAAAUUAUAAUAAUGAUGGCCUUGAAAUUCG
This is a messenger RNA of Hemiscyllium ocellatum (epaulette shark), 8290 nucleotides long. RefSeq names its product macrophage-stimulating protein receptor-like. Bases 471 to 4538 code for a protein of 1355 amino acids. Gene Ontology annotation, molecular function: ATP binding; transmembrane receptor protein tyrosine kinase activity; protein binding. The record is from RefSeq and is a predicted model, not a curated record. Gene Ontology annotation, biological process: positive regulation of kinase activity; multicellular organism development; nervous system development. Gene Ontology annotation, cellular component: signaling receptor complex; membrane. NCBI's taxonomy places the organism in Eukaryota, Metazoa, Chordata, Chondrichthyes, Orectolobiformes, Hemiscylliidae. The transcript is spliced from 21 exons.